GCUACAGUAAGUCCGCCCUCUACGUGCAUUCAUAAACGGAUGUGCUAAGUGUUGAAUGUACUGUACAUACACAGCUAGGACCAUGGCGGAAGAGGACGACACGAGAAUUCGGAUUUUACAGAGCUUGCGGGGGAAGAUCUGUCAAGCCAAGAACCUUGGCCCGUGCUCCGGGCCCAACCGCCUGCGGGACCUGUGCACCUUCUGCACCAUCAGCCUGGACCAGGAGGAGGUCUUCCGGACCAAAAUGUCAGAGAAAAGCCCGAGCCCUUUCUAUGGAGAGGACUUCUAUUUUGAAAUCCCACGGCCAUUUCAGUAUUUGUCCUUCUACGUGUACGCAAAGAGUGUGUUCAGGGACCUACCAGUAGGGAAGGUGGCGAUCCGGAAGGAGGACCUGUAUAAGUUCAGUGGGAAGGAGCACUGGUUCUGCCUGCAGCCGGUGGAUCCCAACUCGGAAGUCCAGGGGAAGGUUCACCUGGAAAUGCGGCUGAAUGAGCUGAUCACAGAGAACGGCUCGGUCUGUCAACAACUGGUGGUCCGGAUAAUUGAAUGCCAGGGCUUGCCCCUGAUCAACGGACAGAGCUGCGAUCCAUACGCCACCGUCUCGCUCGUCGGACCCGCCAGGAAUGAACAGAGGAAGACCAAGGUGAAGAAGAAAACCAGUGACCCCCAGUUUGAGGAGACCUUCCACUUUGAGGUCACGAGGUCCAGCAGCUACACAAAGAAGUCCCACUUCCAGGUGGAGGAGGAGGACAUCGAGAAGCUGGAGAUCAAGUGAGUUCCUCUGUUCUGCUUGCUUUCCUCACAAUCCUCUCACUCCCUU
Molecule: messenger RNA, 820 nt
Organism: Anguilla rostrata (American eel)
Lineage: Eukaryota; Metazoa; Chordata; Actinopteri; Anguilliformes; Anguillidae
Product: ras GTPase-activating protein 2-like
Exons: 8
Coding region: 56-775 (239 amino acids)
Source: RefSeq, a predicted model, not a curated record